CGAACAACCAACCAACACACUUCGUGUUGACACUUGGUCCACAGUUUGAGAUUUUCCGUUGGCCAUUGCUGGUACGUGGAAAUAAUGAACGUGGGCGAAGUUGCAGAGCUGUCUGUCGUCUCAAAAUGGGACACCGAAACCGGAAACCUCCGUCAUGGGAGUAGUUGACGUCACUUUCAGUGAAUAUCUAGGAACGGCAACGGGACUGUUCAACUUCCUGGAAGUUGUGGGCGGCGUGGUGCUGUUCCUCCUCAUGUGCUCCAUUAAGGAAAGCACCAACGUGAACCUCUUCUUGUUCAGCGUCAGCUACGCUUUUUCCUUCAACGGCAUCCACAUCAUGUUCUGCACCUUCUUCUCGAGGCGCACCAUGGAAAUCAUGAAGCAGGUCUUUUAUAACGUGUUCUACCAGAUGACGGCAGCAGUGAUGUACGCGGGCGCCUCGGUGAAGCUACUCAAGGAAUCCCCUCAGGUGCCUGUACACGCGGUGGUCGGAAUAAUCACUGGAGGACUGCACUCGGUCGAUUUCCUGGUCGUCAGCUAUAACACCUACGCCGCGCAAUGAAGUUAGUAGAAACAAUUGAUUCCCGCUCCCACGCGGAAGUCCUCUUUGACAAAAGCCCUUUUGUCGACAAAAAUAAUCGGAUGAAACUUUGCAGCAGGAUAAAAAUGCCACACAGAUAAUAAGAAAUAAAAAUUUAUUGUAUCCGCUUUCGA
Molecule: messenger RNA, 714 nt
Organism: Dermacentor albipictus
Lineage: Eukaryota; Metazoa; Arthropoda; Arachnida; Ixodida; Ixodidae
Source: RefSeq, a predicted model, not a curated record